This is a messenger RNA of Morus notabilis, 2394 nucleotides long. Its product is annotated as protein SUPPRESSOR OF GENE SILENCING 3. The record is from RefSeq and is a predicted model, not a curated record. The coding region runs from base 111 to 2066 and encodes 651 amino acids. Lineage: Eukaryota; Viridiplantae; Streptophyta; Magnoliopsida; Rosales; Moraceae. Gene Ontology annotation, biological process: regulatory ncRNA-mediated gene silencing; defense response to virus. The transcript has 6 exons.
CUUUCUCACUUGGCUUUCUACUUCUUCCACUCUCUUUACUUUUCUUUCUUUCUUCACUCUCUUCUUCUGCUCCAAACAAACAACGAAGAUCGAUCGAUCGAUCGAUCCAGAUGAGUUCGAGGCGGGGAGAUGGAAAACCCUUUUCUGCUGAUGCUGAAAAUGGGUCAUCGUCAUCGUCAAAGGGCAAAAAUGUGACGGUCGAGCAGUUAAGCCAGGGCGUCGCUGACGUUAGCCUGCAGCAAUCGGCAGAAGACGAUGGCGAAUGGGAGGUCAUUGCCAGGAAGCCCAAGAACAGAGCUGGAAGCACUGCUGCAAAACAAUCGCACUCGCAUUGGGUUCCUCAAAAUUCCAAUUCUGGUACCAAAACAUGGGGCCAUCACUCGGAUGCAACUCGUAACAAUUCGUCCUGGUCAAGUAAGCCUGCGUUUGACCCUAAAAGACCUGCUGGCACUGCCAGAGGAGGGUACAUAAGGCCCCCCCAGUCAUCAACUGCUGCUUUUGACAACGGUUAUCGGGCCGCCGCCCAGCCUGUGAUUCGACCUCCGCUGCAGCAUGGAUGGAACUGGCCAUCUAGGCCGGGGGCCCAAGAACCUACUAAGACUGCGGGUGAGGAUACCCAAGCGAAAGGUGGAAUUAGCCUAGACUCCCAUCUUUCUGACGAUGUAGAGGACGAUGACUCCGAUGCUGCCUUGGAUGACAGCGAUGACGAUGAUGAGUUACUAAGCGAUGAAUUCGAUUCCGAUUCAAGUGAAAAGAGCCAUGAUACUCUCAAGAAGAGUAAGUGGUUUGUGAAAUUCUUCAAGAUCAUAGAUGAAUUGAAAAUUGAUGAGGUUACGGAUCUGGAGAGGCAGUGGCACUGUCCAGCCUGCCAAGGGGGUCCUGGUGCCAUCGACUGGUACCGGGGCUUGCAGCCACUGAUGACCCAUGCCAAAACAAAAGGCGGGGAGAGGAUGAAAGUCCAUAGGAAACUUGCGGAGCUUUUGGAGGAGGAGUUGAAAAGAAAAGGCACUUCAGUGGUGCCACCUGGCGAAGCAUUCGGAAGAUGGAAAGGAGUCAAAGAUGAUGAAAAGGACUACGAAAUAAUUUGGCCUCCUAUGGUUAUGAUUAUGAACACAAGGCUGGAAGCAGAUGGAAACAACAAGUGGAUUGGUAUGGGAAACCAAGAGCUUCUCGAAUACUUUGACUCUUAUCAUCCCAUGAAGGCUCGGCAUUCUUAUGGUCCGACCGGACAUCGUGGUAUGAGUGUGUUGAUCUUUGAGGCCUCAGCACGGGGUUACCAUGAGGCUGAGCGUCUGCAUAAGCAUUUUUUGGAGCAAGGAACAGACAGGAAUGCUUGGAAUAGUAGUCGUCGCCAGCUAUAUUUUCCGGGUGGGCAGCGUCUGCUUUAUGGUUUCUUGGCAGUGAAAGAAGACCUGGAUGUGUUCAACCAGCAUUCCCAAGGCAAGUCUAAGCUAAAAUAUGAUAUGAGAUCGCACCACGAGAUGGUCACGAGCCAGAUUAGGCAAAUGACUGAGGAUAAUCAGCAGCUUGGCUGGUACAAGGACAAGCUCGUUAAAAAAGACAUAUACACGAGAGAUCUGGAAGAACAUGUGGAUAUUGUUUCUCAGAGGCUACGCAAGACUGAGGAAGAAAAUCGUAUCGUAAGACUCAGGAUGAGGAUGCAGCAUGAAGAGAACAAAGAGGAGAUGUACUUGCAAGAGAAGUUCUUCAAUGAACAAAUAAAGAUAAUUCAUGAAUCAAGGAAUGAAAAGGAAGAAAAUUUUGAGAGGGUUCAACAGGAAGAACGUGAAAAGGUGAAGCAGUCAAAUGCUGCUGCUAAUACUUCAAAUGAUGAGGAGAUUCGCCAGAGGACGGAGGAAAUUUCAAGGUUCAUCGAGUCACAAGACAGAGAAAUUUCCGAUUACGUGGAGAAGAGGGAAGCUCUCCUAAAAGCUCAUGAAGAGAAGAUCAAUGAGGUGAAAAGAUACUGCUGGGAACGACAGGAAGAGCUGGAGAAGCAGUUGAAUGCCGAAUUGACCAGCCUGAUGGAGAAAUACUCCCCGCUUCACUCCAAGGACACCACCUGACUGGUUGAGUGUAGUGUUGACUUGUUUUCAUUUCUUGUAGUAGCUACUAGCUAUUACUAAAGACAGUUGUUCGCUUUUCAAAUGGUUUUGUGCGGUUGCCGGUUGUUUCGGAGAAAGGAACCGCCACCCAACCAAAAGAAGAGAGUGCCUUUUGACUUUGUUGUUUUCCCAUUAAACCAUUAGUUUAGUUGGUAAUGGUUAAAAAAAAAAAAAAAACAGGCGUUGAAAUGUUUGAAUCCUCAUUUUGCUCGUCCUCUUUGCUGUUAUUCAGGCUAGUAUUAUCUGGUCGACGAGUAUGUUUUUGCGCCGUGCGAGCUACUUCUUUUUC